Camelina sativa (false flax) is the source of this 1413-nucleotide messenger RNA. RefSeq names its product protein neprosin-like. The record is from RefSeq and is a predicted model, not a curated record. NCBI's taxonomy places the organism in Eukaryota, Viridiplantae, Streptophyta, Magnoliopsida, Brassicales, Brassicaceae.
UACAAGAAAAGCAAUGUUUUUUUAGGAUCGGUUAUAGCCUUAACACACAGUUCUUGGUGGUAUAUAUAACUGAUAAACCCUUGGAAGCUUUUCCUAGGAAAAUGAAGACUUAUUCACUGAUGAUGCUCUUCAUUUUGGGGCAAUUCUUCAGUCAACUAGGAUUCUCGAGACGUCAAAAUUUUACUAUUUACAGCCCCGAUGGAGACUUGAUUGACUGCAUCGACCGGGCCGAUCAACGAGCAUUUGAUCAUCCACUCCUGAGAAACCAUAUCAUUCAGGAAUAUCCCACUGGAAUGUCACAAAUUGGAAUAGAAGUAGCGCCGACUGGUCAAGUCUGGCAUGAAACAGGGAAAAAGUGUCCCGCGGGGACGAUUCCAGUGCGCCGGGAAACCGGUGCUCCGAGUGCUUCGUACCGAAAAUAUCACCCAGACGCAAAUGAUCUCGCCGCCAAAGCCACUACCGGACACAAGUAUGCGAUUGGAUUUAUGGUAAACCGAGGGAGAAUUUAUGGAACGAGAGCAACAUUAAAUGUAUGGGAUCCUAUUGUUGAAGCCCAAGGCGAUUUCAGCCUCGCUCAAAUCUGGCUGGCAUCAGGAUCGUACGAAAAUGGGGAUGUCAAUACCAUUGAAGCGGGUUGGCAGGUUUAUCCGUCGAGGUAUCAUGACAACCAACCCAGGUUGUUUACAUAUUGGACGAAAAAUGGAUAUAAUGGCACAGGAUGCUAUGGCAUCGACUGUGGGGGGUUUAUUCAGACGAGCAGCACGAUCGCUAUAGGAGCAGCCAUUAGUCGCACUUCCACAUCCAGAAGUACCCAACUCGAUAUUACGAUACAAAUUUCCAAGGAUCCGGUUUCCGGAAACUGGUGGUUGGGACUAGGCCAAGAUAACGUGCCAAUCGGAUACUGGACUGCCGCAAUUUUCACGGUUUUAUCCGAUCAUGCGACGACGGUUGAGUGGGGUGGAGAGGUUUUAUAUAGAAACCUCUCGGGCGUGAACACGAUGGCCCAAAUGGGAUCGGGAGGAUAUGCGGAUAAAGGCUUCAGGAGAGCGGCAUAUUUUUGCAAUUUGAAAGUGGCGGAAAACAAUCACACUCUUCUACCUGUCGAAGAUUUUGGUGUACAAGCAGAUUAUCCUCAGUACUUUACUGUAAAGAAGUUGUACAACAGCAACUGCGGCAAUCAUUUUUACUACGGCGGACCAGGGCCUCAGCGUUCCGGAGCGGUUCGCGGAACAGUAGUUUCUCGUGUGAUUUUUUUGUUCUUAUUUGUUAGGUUUUUUAAUUAGUUUUUUAUUUGAGUGUGUUUAGUUUCAUAAGUUAGAAAGUUGGGUUAUUGUUACAUAUUAAGACUAAAUUUAAUGAUUCUAGAACUAAUUAAAUAUGAUGAUUUUAAACAUAGAAAGUUAGUAUAUCCGU